GUACAGCUGGGGAUGCAGCAGGAGGAAGGGGCGGGGGCUAUAUAUUAAUUAAAUCCUCACUGUCUGAGGAAACAAGGAGUGAUAGUCUCCGGAGAGGAGCGAAAACGAGCGUCCAUUUCUUCUUGCUUGUUUUUUAGCCGAACUGAAAAAGAGAUGGUGCCUGUUGCUGCUGUAACACACAGCUUCCCUUCUCCGGCUCGCUUCCCAGCUCCUUUCAGUCUCGCAUACACAGAAGAUCAGACCCACGCACAUACACACCCGAUCGCCCGCGAAAGUGUACACACUGCACACCAAACAAAGCAGUGUACAUUUUCCUGCAAACACACACGUGGGCGUGCACACAGGCGCGCCCCGGCGGGCGCCCACAUCUUCUAGCUCUCAUCCACAAACACACAGUGACACGUAGGCCAGGAGAGCGCUGGCCGCGGUCCUGUGUCUCCACGCAGGUGCUUACAACACACGCCUUUCACGUUGUCCCUGAGCCGAUCCGAGAACACAGACAAAUCUGUCAACACUUAAGUCUACUCGCUGGAUUUCAUUUCCAUGGCAACAAACAUGGAAGGCCAAGAGUUGAUUCCAGCAGGAAUUCUCGAGAGCCACAGCGAUGUGCCAGUGAAUAAUGAGUAGCAUCUACUGUGACAACUCUUCAGCUAAGAUGAGUGUCAGCGAAGUUUCAGCUUUCUCACUGACCUUGGAGCAAAAAACUGGCUUUGCUUUUGUCGGGAUUUUGUGUAUCUUCUUGGGACUCCUUAUCAUCAGAUGCUUCAAAAUUCUUUUAGACCCUUACAGUAGCAUGCCUUCUUCCACGUGGGAAGAUGAAGUUGAAGAGUUUGACAAAGGGACAUUUGAAUAUGCACUUGCAUGAGUUCCAGCCUUACAGUUUUUACAGUUAUGCCAUUGGGAUCCAUGGUGAAUUCAUUUGUAAUUAUGUUGAGAGUGCUGCAGAGGGCAGAUUUCAUCCACUAAAUUUAAUAAACAUAUGUGACUUAUUUAUC
Molecule: messenger RNA, 995 nt
Organism: Ochotona princeps (American pika)
Lineage: Eukaryota; Metazoa; Chordata; Mammalia; Lagomorpha; Ochotonidae
Gene: CTXN2
Product: cortexin 2
Exons: 2
Coding region: 620-865 (81 amino acids)
Source: RefSeq, a predicted model, not a curated record